AUGUGCAGUAGCCUUGAAGGAAACGGCUUCACGGGCUCCUUGCCAGACUUCUCGCUCUGGACAGGCAGCUUUGCAACGCUAUCAAGGAGCUGGCAUACGCUAGCACCUAGCAGCACCUGGUGCCUCAUGCGCUCUGCCCUUGCCAUACCUCAUGCGCUCUGCCCUUGCCAUACCUCAUGCGCUCUGCCCUUGCCAUACCCCAUGCGCUCUGCCCUUGCCAUACGCCAUGCGCUCUGCCCUUGCCAUACCUCAUGCGCUCUGCCCUUGCCAUACCUCAUGCGCUCUGUUCUUGCCAUACCUCAUGCGCUCUGCCCUUGCCAUACCUCAUGCGCUCUGCCCUUGCCAUACCUCAUGCGCUCUGCCCUUGCCAUACCUCAUACGCUCUGCCCUUGCCAUACCCCAUGUGCUCUGCCCUUGCCAUACCUCAUGCGCUCUGCCCUUGCCAUACCCCAUGCGCUCUGCCCUUGCCAUAUCUCAUGCGCUCUGCCCUUGCCAUACCUCAUGCGCUCUGCCCUUGCCAUACCUCAUGCGCUCUGCGCUUGCCAUACCUCAUGCGCUCUGCCCUUGCCAUACCUCAUGCGCUCUGCCCUUGCCAUACCUCAUGCGCUCUGCCCUUGCCAUACCUCAUGCGCUCUGUUCUUGCCAUACCUCAUACGCUCUGCCCUUGCCAUACCUCAUGCGCUCUGCCCUUGCCAUACCCCAUGCGCUCUGCCCUUGCCAUAUCUCAUGCGCUCUGCCCUUGCCAUACCUCAUGCGCUCUGCCCUUGCCAUACCUCAUGCGCUCUGCCCUUGCCAUACCUCAUGCGCUCUACCCUUGCCAUACCUCAUGCGCUCUGCCCUUGCCAUACCUCAUGCGCUCUGCCCUUGUUAUACCUCAUGCGCUCUGUUCUUGCCAUACCUCAUGCGCUCUGCCCUUGCCAUACCUCAUGCGCUCUGCCCUUGCCAUACCUCAUGCGCUCUGCCCUUGCCAUACCUCAUGCGCUCUGUUCUUGCCCUUGCCAUACCUCAUACGCUCUGCCCUUGCCGUACCUCAUACGCUCUGCCCUUGUCAUACCUCAUACGCUCUGCCCUUGCCGUACCUCAUACGCUCUGCCCUUGCCAUACCUCAUACGCUCUGCCCUUGCCGUACCUCAUACGCUCUGCCCUUGCCGUACCUCAUGCGCUCUGCCCUUGCCGUACCUCGGCAGCAUCCUCGACAACAACCAACUGACGGAAACCAUUCCAGCUGCCAUCUUCAACAUGACCUACAAUCUCUCUGUCGCUUCCAUUCUCCUCCCUAUGCGCCCCUCCAUACUCCCUUCCAUACUCCCAUCCGUUCUCUCCAGCUAUCUGGCCAACAACCGUCUGAGCGGCAGUCUGCUGUCUGCCAUCAGUCACCUGGAGAAGCUGCAACAGAUUGAGGGGGAGCGUGUUGCGCAGCAGGGGAGGCAAGGGGAGCCAUUGGGGCAAGGGGAUGUGCAUGGCAGCGAAAUGAGCCAUUGGGGCAAGGGCGCGGGGCGGCUUGACGUUUUCUCACUGGCUGGACAACAACAGCAUCGAGGGCCCUCUGCCAUCCGCCAUUUGCCCGCUGCGCUGGCUGUGGCGCAUGUGAGUGGCUGUGGCGCAUUGGGUGUGGCGCAUGUGAGUGGGUGUGGCGCAUGUGAGUGGGUGUGGCGCAUCGACUUGAGCGAGCGGCAACAGCCUGAUGUUGCUUACUUCGCUGACAGCGUGGCCCUCAUCAACCCUGUACGGGCGUGUGAACCGCAACUUCAACAGCAUGGUGGCGGACAGCGAAGCCCUCAUCAACCUCGCACACAACUUCUUCUACGGAGACGCCGCGCUCUUUGCCGCGGGUUGCCAGGCAAGGGCACCAGGGGGAGCCUCACAGGCAACUGCCUGACCCUCAAACGGGAUGUCACGUGCCCGUCCAACGCUACUCAGCGCAGCACGGCAGCCUGCCAGGCGUUCUGCACCAUCACGGACAACGGCCCGUGUGAUGGCCGUGGGGCGUGCAUGCCACCUACCCUGGACGCCCCGGCCAACUUCACAUGCAUGUGCGAUGUUGGGUACUCCUCCGUGGACCUGGGCAACGGCUCCACCUGCGCCAUCCUCAACUCCACCACCACUGCUGUGUCGUCGCUGUCAACAGGUGCCAUCGUAAGCAUUGUUGUGGGGUGCUUUGCCGGGUUCACUCUGCUCACUGCUGUGCUCGCCUGGCUACUGUGGCCCCGUGGACACAGUGAGACCGCCAACACUGCUCCCAUGCCAUCCCUCCAUUCUUACACCUCUUUCCCGUUCGCCCUGCACCCCUGCCCUACCCAUGCCUGCACUACAACUCACCCUCCCUGCCGCCCCCACUUCUGCAUUCUUGCUGCCUACAUCACAUACCACAGCAACUGUGCAGACACACCAGCACAGGGCCUUGCGUGCGCAGCAGACAGCCCUCAGAAGACCGACGCCGUGUGCUCUGCCUUCUGCGGGGUCUCUCCCUCUUCCCCUGCCUGCAACGGCCAUGGCGUGUGCUUCUUGGACGGCCCCAGCAGCACGCCCACAUGCAUCUGUGACGAAAACUUCGUGAUUGGGGAGUAUCAUGGCAGCUGCGUGUCUGUGACAGGUGGUAAGACGGAGCAGCAGCAAACUCCCACAAAAUCCAUGCUCACAGCCACUGGCGACGCGACAGUGGACGCAACACCCACGCUCACUCUCACGCCCGCCCAGCCGUCCAAGGCUGGUAGUGUGUUCCUGGCAGCGCGCGUGCCGCUCUUCUCCUACCAGCUCAUCGGGGACACCUGCGGCCGCGAGCUCGCCUUUUCCUCCUCCUUCUCCUUCACUCUUACCCGCGCCGCUGCUUCUGGCUCUAAGGGCUUUGCCUUUGUGGUGGCCUUUGAUGCCACCCCGCCCACAACACCGGUGGUGGGUGGCAUGGGGUAUGUGGGGAUGGGAGCCCGCAGCGUGGCAGUAGAGUUUGACACAUCCAAGGAUGCGGGCAACAGCGACCCUGACAGCAACCACGUGGGCAUCAAUACUGGCGGCAGUGUCACGUCUGUGGUAACCGCCAAGCCCAGCACCCCUCUCAAUGACGGCAAGCCCAAGCACGUGUGGAUCAAGUAUGACCCUUCCUCCAGUGGCUCCCUGCUCGUCUUCCUCUCCUCCAAGGCAUCCCCUCGCCCCACCAUCCCCCUCCUGUCGGCACGCAUCUCCCUGUGCGAGGAGCUCGCCCCCUCCCCGUCGGAGUACACCUUUGCCAUCGGCUUCACUGCUGCCUCGGGCACCCAGGCUCAAAGCCAUGUCGUCUCCGCCUGGACCCUCUCGACCUCUGAGCGCACCCAUGCAUCCUUUCUUGUCUCUCACUUGUUGUUCCUGCCUUGUGUUUUUUGGUAA
This is a messenger RNA of Closterium sp. Naga37s-1, 3360 nucleotides long. Lineage: Eukaryota; Viridiplantae; Streptophyta; Zygnematophyceae; Desmidiales; Closteriaceae. The record is from the annotation of a GenBank genome assembly.